Molecule: messenger RNA, 828 nt
Organism: Penicillium psychrosexuale
Lineage: Eukaryota; Fungi; Ascomycota; Eurotiomycetes; Eurotiales; Aspergillaceae
Exons: 1
Coding region: 1-828 (275 amino acids)
Source: RefSeq, a predicted model, not a curated record
AUGGGUUCGAACAUUGACCUACCCACCGUUGCGGAGAUUGAGGCAUCGACUGAUGUCCUCGGUAUACGAACCAAUUCCAUUAAAGUGGUUCGAGUGAGAGAACGCUUCACGGUCAAGAUUGGAUAUGCGAUUCCGCCUGUAGAGGCAGAGAACAUGAAAUUUGUCGCAGCCAACAGCAUGGUUUCCGUGCCAAAGGUCUAUGCCAACUUCGUCGAUGCAGAGAACCGAAAAAGAUAUAUCAUUAUGGAUUUUAUCCCUGGGGCCGACUUGCAAAAACUACACCCGUCACUCACCCCAGCCGAGAAGAAGACGGUUAGCAAGCGGAUCAAAGAGACCUUCGACGAAUUACGAGCAAUACCAUCACCGGGGUACUUUGGAAACUUGAAUGGCAUGCCUUACCUCGACGGUGUUUUGGCAACGCCAGAUAACAACCCAGUUAUUUCUGGGCCAUUCACGAAUCAAGAACAGAUGAGUCAGGGAAUAUUGAAAAGGCUGGGCCAAACGCAAUCACCGCACUACAUUCGCUUAGUGCAAGGAAUGGUCGACCGAACCCUCGAGGACCAUCGAAUUGUUUUUACCCAUGGAGAUCUGCAGCCGAAGAACGUAAUGGUGGAGCGAACGGUCAACAAUAAUGGAGAUGCAGACUUCAAAGUGACUCUUAUUGACUGGAAUUUGUCGGGCUGGUAUCCCGAGUUUUGGGAUUUCUGCAAUUCGACAAUACAUUGUCAAAGGAAACCAGAUUGGGUUGAGCUCAUUCCAGACAUAUUUGAUCAGUACCCGUUGGAAUAUCUCAUGAUGCAACUUGUCUACUCGAUGGUCUUUUACUGA